This is a messenger RNA of Manduca sexta (tobacco hornworm), 2253 nucleotides long. Its product is annotated as facilitated trehalose transporter Tret1. Gene Ontology annotation, biological process: transmembrane transport. The record is from RefSeq and is a predicted model, not a curated record. Gene Ontology annotation, cellular component: membrane. The transcript has 3 exons. NCBI's taxonomy places the organism in Eukaryota, Metazoa, Arthropoda, Insecta, Lepidoptera, Sphingidae. Gene Ontology annotation, molecular function: transmembrane transporter activity. Bases 462 to 1976 code for a protein of 504 amino acids.
CAGCGAACAGUUGUUCAUUGCCAGUCGUACAGGUCGUUUGGUUUGUGUAAUAUUUGUGAAAGUAUAACUGUACUCAGUGAUAUUUCUUUUUAUUUUAAUAAAAAUCGCUUCAGUUCCUAACAAUUAUAAGCUUAUCUAGCUGGCUGGACACAAGCCAGAAUAGCCGCAAAGACUUUAUGUAUUAAAAAAAAUAGGAAGACGAAUAUUAUGCUCAUCGUUAACCCAUAUAGUUCAAUUUAAAUUAAUAACAAUUUCUUGUCUAAAUUGUAGGUCUGUUUUUUGAAUCAUUAACCUUCAAAUAAACUUGUCAGUUAAAUACAAUGAUAAUUUCCUACUGCAUAUAAUAAGGAUUUUUCGCCCCAACUGUACCUCGGCCUUGCUGUGCCGCGUGAGUUAGACUGCCUACUACUGCUGAAAGCGAAGCACGCGUAAAUAUGUUGUGAUUGUGUGUGUCUGUGAACAUGGGGAAGAUUGCUGAAGAAUGGGUGACGCCGUUCACGAAGCAGUGCUUCGUGACUUCUGGAGUAUCACUGAACAUGGCUGCAGCAGGCCUGGUGAUGGGGUUUACGACAGGACUCCUGGAGCAGUUGAAAGCCUCCGACUCUUCUAUACCCAUCGAUGAUUCCUCAGGAUCUUGGAUUGCUGCCAUCCCUGGCUUCUCUCUCGUCGUUGGAAACUUCUUGGUGCCCUCCAUCAUGUCAAGAUACGGCAGAAAAAUGGCAAACCUCAUCAGCAUCAUUCCUCUGAUCAUCGGCUGGGUCUGCAUAAUUUUUGCGCAAGACGUCCUAACACUGAUGAUAGCCAGGGUCUUCCAAGGUCUCUGCAUGGGCAUGGCGACGUACCUCGGCUCCGUGCUGAUCGGAGAAUACUGCAGUCCGAAGAAUAGAGGCGCUUUCUUAAUGACAAUAUCAAUUUCUAUAGCAGUAUCGGUUCUUGUCGUCCACACUAUGGGUUCCUACAUCAGAUGGCAGAUUUCUGCACUAGUGUGUGGGCUCAUUGCUCUUCUCGACUUAUUCAUUGUUAUAUGCUCGCCAGAAUCUCCUAGCUGGUUAGCAGAUCAAGGCAGAUAUGACGAAUGUAGACGAGUCUUUAGAUGGUUAAGAGGUAACCAUGAAGAGGAAGAACUAAAAAGGAUGAUAGAAGCCAGUAUCAUCAUCAGAGAGUCGAAAGCAGAGGCCGAUAUUUCAGAAACCUUCAUCAAGAAGUUGAGAAGCAAUAUCGUCUACUUCAAAACGACGAUACAAAAGAAGGAGUUCUUCAAACCUAUUUUUAUUAUGAUCCAUAUUUAUACCAUCGCCCAGUGGAGUGGCGUGAACAUAGUUGUAACGUAUGCUAUAGAUUUAUUCCAAAGAAUUGUUGGUCCCGAUUGUAAUAUACCAUUGUUGGUGAUCACGUUGGAUGCCCAUCGCAUCAUAGCUAAUAUCUUUGCAAUAUACAUCAUCAAGAAGGUAAAAAGACGAGUAAUGCUGUUCACUACAGUUGGUAUUAACUUAUUCGCCUUAUUAGGUAUAGCUGUAUACACUUAUUCCAAAGAAAACAGCCUACUAACCAUCGAUCAUCCAAUGAUAGGCAUCCUGUUAAUUCACACUUUAAUGUUCGCGGUAGCUUCUGGCACAUUAUCAUUAUGUUUCAUAAUAGCUGGAGAGAUAUUUCCAUUAGAAUACAGAAGUUUAGCUGGCGGUAUAAGCGUGCUGUUUUAUUCAGCUAACAUGUUUAUAACUGUAAAGACGCUACCUCAUUUGUUCAACGUUUUAGGUGUUCACGGAACAUGCUGCAUCAAUGCUGCUGUAGUAGCUUACUGUUUGUUUGUAGCGUGGUGCUACCUUCCAGAGACCAAGGACAGGACUCUUCAGGAUAUUGAAGACGAGUUUAGAGGAAGACCGCUGACGGUUGAGGAGUUGAAGUCAGUGCAGUCACUGGCUUCGUGGAAGGCGUAUAAUACAGAUAGACGGUGUAGCACACCGGUCGUUUUGUGAUAAUAACUUUAAAUGUGAUAAUUUUUACAAUGCCGCCUUUUAUAAAGACAAUAAAUAAAGUAUAAAAUCAAAAUGUUAUGAGGGAUCCAAUGCAUGCUAAAUAGAUUAAAUUAAGCUUAAUUUAUAAAGAAAAUUAUGAAUCAAUAUCUAAAUUAAUGAUGUAUGUGUUUCCAUUGUGAUGUUACAGGUAUUUAACACUGCGAUAUUUUUGCUGUAUUUAUAUUUUAUUCCUAAAUAUCAUUGACGUAAGGCUAGGAAAUACAAUGUUUUUAAGUUU